AUGAUUCGUGAGGGAUACGACGAUUACAGAAGGCACAAACAAGACCAGGUUGAGAAUAACAAAGAGUGCUUGGUGUUGCGCGGUGUGUGGACCAAAAUGAAAUGGGAGAGUUUGAAGGUUGGCGAUUUCGUGUCGAUCAAAACCAAAGAAUGGAUUCCCGCGGACUUAUUAUUACUUCAUUCCAAAGGUGAAGAUGGAAUUUGUUAUGUUGAGACGGCGGCUUUGGAUGGUGAAACAAACCUGAAACAACGGCAAGCAUUGCGGGAAACAAAUUUAAUGCUGAAUUCCCCCGAAGCCCUUGCCAAGUUCCAAGGUACGGUUGAAGUGGAACCUCCGAAUCCAGAUUUGUACAAUUUCGAUGGGUCCAUAACAAUUUCACAUGAAAAGACUCUUCCACUGACCCAGAAUCAAAUAUUAUUAAGAGGCACGAUAUUGCGUAACACUCCCGGGGUUUAUGGGAUGGUGAUUUACGCCGGAGAAGAGACUAAACUUCGUAUGAACGCAUCAAAAAACAUUAGGACGAAAGCCCCUACUAUGCAGAGAAUAUUGAAUCGCGUGAUUAUCAUGGUCUUUAGUUUUGUCGUGUUCCUGUCGAUUUUAUACACGAUAAUGUCAUCGGUUUGGGAAAAGCAAGGGAUCAACAGGUGGUACACCGAAUACGGUGUGAACCCGACGACUACAUUCUUUGGUUUUGUAAUUGUUUUCAACACCAUGAUACCAAUUUCUUUGUAUGUCACCAUGGAAAUAAUAAAGCUCGCCCAAGUUUACUUCAUAAAUAAUGACAGGAGCAUGUAUCACGAAGAAACCGACACACCGGCUGAAGCUCGAACCUCAACGCUUAAUGAAGAGUUAGGACAAGUGAGCUAUAUAUUUUCGGAUAAGACUGGUACUUUGACGGAAAACAUUAUGAUUCUCCGGAAGCUGAGCGUUCACGGAAAGGCAUUCUGUCACGAUUCGGAGAAUUUCAACAAACUAAGUGAAGGCGAACCAUCGGCUUCUACUCCACCCAAAAAAGAGGUCUCGCCGUUCCUUGUUGCUCCCUCGACAAAUCUUCGGCUUAAGGCAUCGAGUCAAAGCAGAAAAUCAUUAUGCGAUGUCAAUUUCUCGAUGAUCGCACCGAUAGCUCCAAGUCAUCAUCGAUGUAAUUCGCUUGAUUCUACAAAGUCCACGAAAGUUUCUAUGAAAACCACCAUGGAUUUGUUGAAUCUCAUAAGGCAUCAACCGAACUCAUCUUUUGGACGAGGAGCCCGAUUUUUCCUACUUUCCGUUGCCUUAUGCCACACUUGUGUUACAGAAAGUGACAUGAAAACCGGUGAAAUAUUUUAUCAAGCCUCUUCUCCCGAUGAGUUUGCCCUCCUGAUGGCGGCAAAAGAAUUGGGAUAUGUUUUCAUCAAUCGCUCAUUGGGAACUGUCUCCCUCAGGUUCAACGACAUCCCCGAUGACGCGGCGACAACAAAUGAUGAUAGCACCUCAACUGGAGUAUAUAAAGUUCUGAAUGUAUUGGAAUUUUCGAGCGAAAGAAAGAGGAUGUCAGUGAUUUAUCAACUUCCGGACGGUAGAAUAUGUUUGCUGUGCAAGGGGGCAGACAACGUUGUCUUGGAACGCCUGAAGGAAAAUUUGAAUGAGAAAGGCAGCGCGGACAACGAAUGCCCAGAAAUUCAUCAAAACAGCCACCAUCGAUCCCAUGACGGAAAAUGGUUAUUAGAAAAAACUCGGCAACACAUUCAAGACUUCUCAAUUGAUGGCCUUCGGACAUUGUUAUAUGCGCAUCGAUACAUUGACAAGGAAGAGUACGACAGGUGGAACGAAUUAUUCCAAGAGGCAUCUAAUUCUGUCACGGAAAGACGAGGAAGGCUUGAGAAAGUUGCCGAACUGAUCGAAACCGAUUUAAAAAUCACUGGAGCGACGGGCAUCGAAGAUAGAUUGCAAAACGGAGUUCCGGAAACCAUUGAGAGUUUGCGCACGGCAGGAAUCAAGGUUUGGAUGUUAACCGGUGAUAAGCGUGAGACCGCAACAAACAUUGGAUAUUCGUGUUCAUUGAUUAAGAAUCACUCGAUAAUAAUAAACAUUGAUCUCAGUGUCAAUCUGAGCGAAAUGUUGGAAAAAUGGCUGAAGGACGUUAGAAAAGGCCGAGUGGAGCACGUGGUGGCGAUCAUCGAUGGGAAAACUCUAAUGUCGAUUGAGCAGGAGUCCGAUUUACUUGAUAUCUUUGUCGAACUCUGCGUUCUGUGCGAGACGGUGAUAUGUUGUCGUGUGAACUCGGGUCAGAAGGCGCUGGUAGUACAGGUGGUUCGAAGGAAACUAAAGGAUGAAGCGGUCACCUUGGCAAUUGGAGAUGGGGGAAACGAUAUUGCAAUGAUUCAGGAGGCGCAUGUUGGAAUAGGAAUUACUGGUCGUGAGGGAUUACAAGCAGCAAGAGCAAGUGAUUACUCAAUAGCACAAUUUAGAUUCCUAGAAAACCUGCUCUUCGUUCACGGUCGAUGGUCAUAUGUUCGGAUCUCAAAAUUCGUACUGGGGACUUUUUAUAAAUGCACGUGUUUCUAUUCAACCCAAGGAAUAUUUCAAAUUUUCACAGGAUUCUCGGGAACGAGUUUGUAUGAACAAUGGACACUUGCAUUUUACAAUACAUUGUUUUCAUCGCUACCGGUACUGGUCAUUGGAAUAUUUGAAAAGGACUUAAAUGAGAAAACACUUUUAAGCAUACCCGAAUUGUAUCGAAGGGGACAAAGAAAUAUGGAAUUUAAUGUGCAAACAUUCUUGGCAUGGAUGCUUGGAGGACUGUAUCAUGCCUCGGUGAUAGUUCUAGUGCCGACACUGUUACAUGAAUAUUUCGUAAAUAAUCAGCAAGCGCAGUCACCACAAUUAUUCGAAUUCAAUAGCGUAUGCAUGCGUGGUAUUCGUGGUAACAAUAAAAAUUGCGUACUUGGAAUGCCACAAUUGGACAAUAAUGACACAUGCGACAUCAUUCCUAACAUUAUUCACGUGCCGGUUUAUUCGGUUAAAGGAACAUUUCAAAAUUUGGCGGUGAACCCGAAAUUUUGGGUGCUAUUACUGUUAACGGUCUCGACUGCGUUAAUACCAAGUCUCAUAAUAACGACCGUUAGGAAGAUGGUUAUGCCCAGUGAUGUGGAUUUUUACCAAGAAGUUGAAAAGGACGAGAAGCGCCUGGAAGAUGAUGAGAUUGAUGAGGUGGAUGGAAAAAUUUGCGAGAAAAUAGUCGUAAUAAAGAACGAAGGUGAAGAGAUCACCAAAAGAUUCGCGUGA
Molecule: messenger RNA, 3264 nt
Organism: Acaulospora colombiana
Lineage: Eukaryota; Fungi; Glomeromycota; Glomeromycetes; Diversisporales; Acaulosporaceae
Source: the annotation of a GenBank genome assembly